GGAAGGUCUUGUAAUGAAAUAACAUCUGGCAUGGAAAAUCUCACCUCAGUUCAAGCUGAGCAAAGUUUCACUUGCACUGGAAGAUACAUCACUGAAGAGCUGGAGCUAGAAGGAUGCUGCAUGGAAGAGAAGAGGGUUACAAGCCCCUUGUCUGGACACAGCACAGGUGAGAUCCAGCUGAGUACCUGGCCUGUUCCCUCUCCAGUGGAUGUGUCUGAUGGAUUUUGACUCCUCUUCAGAUCCAUCACCAUAUGAACAAAGAGAUGAGCCAGGCUCCUGAUCCUGCCUCACUGUAGAGCUACUGAGAUGAUAAAUGAAUUCCUGGGGCAUGGGUCAACUGCAUGUUGCCCCAGCUCUAAGCCACUGUAACAGUUGGUGUUAGUGAGCUAUGGGUAAAUAUAUAUACAGUAAUGUAUAACGGCAGCAAAUCCUAAGUGUCUGUGGAACUCCAUUGUCCAUUAUGUUGCAACCAGCAUUGCAUAUGCAUAAGACCUCUGAAAGGACUUCUGCUGCCAUUAGUGAAGCUGGAUAGAUGGUGUCCCCUGAGGUGCUGGCUUUUCAGAUUUGAUUGGUGUUUUUCUCCAGAUCCAUCCCCUUAGCACCUUCUGAAUGGAAGAGAUGAGUUUGUUCAUGAAAUGGGCUGCAGGAUUUUCAUUCCAUGAAAACUAAUUGGCAUCCAAGAAUGAAGAUAAUCCCACUAGCACAUCUAAUUAGAGGAGAACAAUCCUCAUACUCCCCGAGCACUCUCCUCUCAAUUUAGAAGGAGCUCAGCCACAGAAACUCACUUGUCAUCCUUUGAAGCUCUAGCUUCUAGCAUGAGCCAAACGUGUAUUUUUUUAAGCGUUUGUAUUUGAGAGAAUCCAGCAGGAUAAAUACUGUUUAUUCACAGAGCGAUAGAUUGUCACAACAUUAUGAAGCAUGUAUGUCACUGCAAUUGAAGUUCUGACACAUCUGAGAAGGGAGGUUGGGGUGUGCCACUCGCAACUGAUUGAGUGAAAUACACUACCGCCUGCUGUAAUCCUGAUUUAAUGUCGUCACAUCUCUUUCCUAAUCUGAGGGAAGCUCGUGCCAGCUGAUGCCUGUCUGUAAAAGUCCAUCUGAAGCAACAUUGUUUUGAAAAUACAGGCUGACUUAAUUAACUGUGGGCAAGGUGCUUGGAUUCUCCCUGGUUUUCCAGUGCUGGCAGAAAAGUCUGUGGGAUCAUGUUUUGAAAUCCUGCUCUUGGGUGUUGAAGAUGGAAUUAGAUACACUCCAUCCAAUUCUGUCCCUGCUGCUGUGACGGACCUCUUGGGUGACCUACUGCAAAACUUGCAAAUCUUUGUAACCUUGAUUCUGAUCAAAUCUGAAAGCAAUAACCUGUGUUCCCAUGUAGACCCUGAUGUAACUGAUGGGCAAAACAUGCCCUGGCAGCACUUUAACAUCUUCUUUUAUCAAGGGCAAAUACAGGAUUUCUUGAUUCUUCUGGAUCAGCCCACACAAUGCUGAGGUGAGGGAGCGUUUCAGAGAGAUCCGACAAGUCAAAUGUAAAUAAGCCACGCAGCACAAAGAAAACAGCUGUGAAGUCCCAGUGACUGCUGCUGCAGUGCAAGGGAUGGAUUAGGAGCCCUGAGAGGCAGGGGUGUGUGACUGCUUAAUCUCAGCUGUCUGUUUUGCAGCAAGAAGGCUUCUGUAGUGGUGGUUGUACCUACUAUCAAUAGGACUUGUGUGAUACAGAAACUGUAAUCUGAAUGGAAGGUGAACAAGGUAUCUGGCUUUGCCUCCUGGAGUUAAUAAUGGCUGUCUUCUGAAACAAGCUUCAAAUGGAGCUGAAGUUCCUGGCUUCCUUUACAUACAAAUGAAGCUGCAUAAGAUCUCUCACUGUCCCAACCAAGCAGUAUUGCAGAGAGGGUGAUAGAUGUAUUUAAGACUAUCCUGACUUGUGUAAGAACUUCAGAACUGCACCCCAAGCUGUACAUUUGUGUACUGUGAUUAUAUAUGAUGCGGUGUCAGUGCAGUUCCAGUGGAAAAAGACCAUAUUGAAGAAAUGGUAACACGGUGCAUAGUGGAAGUUCUGUCCAAUGCUCUGUCUAAGCCAAAUGCACCACCAAUUAAUCCUGAAUGCAAAGAAAUCUUGAAGAAGAGUGAUAGAAAUGACAGAGAGAGAAGCGAAAACAAACAACUUGAAGUGAGGCAUUUGAAAGACCUAGCAGAGAUUGAAAAACAUCAUACUGGGAGUGUGGAGAAAGAACAAAGUCAGGCAGAAGAGGAAUCUAAAAAGUACUUGAAAGGAAGUGAUGAGGAGAAGCUUGGUCACAAGGAAGGUAAAAGCAAGGAAGAGGAGGAUGGACUCCACACACCAAUUCGAGAAGAGAGACUUCAUACAGAAGAAAAGAAACACUAUCAGGAAACUGGAAGAGAGGAGGAGAAGAGCUACCACAGUGAAGAAGAAGGCAAAGAGAGCAAGCGUCAUGAUGAAGAGGUAGAGCAUGCUGUUCUCAACAAGAAGUCCCACUCUGGAGGCACAAGCACAGAGGAGUUCCCUGAUGGGAAUGAUCAGCGCCCCAUGGGCCACUGGCACUCGGAGGAGGGAAUGCAGAGCCCGAAAAGAAUCCAUGAAGGUGAAGAGGGAGAGGCAGAGGAAGAAAGAAGUGAAAAAUACCACCAUGAGUCUAAGGAACAUGAUUUCUCCCAUCAGCAAGAGCAUGAAGAAUUGGAUGAGAGUGAAGAAACAGAGGAGGAAAAGCAACCCUACAAACCCAAACGUUAUCAUGGGAAGCAUAGAAUGGGUGACUUCUCUGAAAAGAAGAGGGGCCAUGGUGGUGAGAAAGAGGAACUAGCUGAGGACUCAAACACAGAGGAGGCCUAUCUCUGGGACAAGAGGAACCAUCAUCAGAAACAUCAUGAAGAGUCUGAGCAGCAGCGUGAGGAGAAGAGUGGUUAUCGUGGGAGGCAUGGGUCUGAAGAGGUGGAGGAGAAGAGGCAUGCAGGCCAGGAAAGUGAGUACAGAGAAAGGUGGCAGCAGAGUGAAGAGAGCAGUGAAGAAGAAAACAAGAGGCAUCGCCACAGUGAAGAAAGUAAUGAGAAAUGGCAUGAGGAGAGGAGACACCGUGAUGGAUCACAUGAGGCGAGGAGGCAGCAUUCCGAGGGAAGGAUGUAUCUUGGAGAUGAAAGUGAGGAAGAGCUGGAUAAGUAUCUCAGUGGUGGCAGCAAGGAGGAGCAGCAUCAUGCUGGAGGGAGAUACCGCUUGUGGGACAAUGAAGAUGAAGGGUCACAGAACGCGUACACUCAAGAGCGCAAAGGGCAGGCCAGAAGACACUACAGCACUGAGGACAGUGUAGAGCAACAGCGCUACCCUGGCAGCAGUGCGGAGGAGGAGGAAGUAGAAAGGAAGCAUCACAGCAGUAAUCAGAUGGAAAAUGAAGAGGAGAAUAUGGAGGAGGGAAGAUACGCAGAGAGGGAAGAUUACACAAGCCAUCUCCCUGCAGAGAAUGAGAAGAGGACUGUAGUAUCCUACAGCCCUUUCUACCCACUGCUGUGGUGGAAAAGCCGGCACUUUCAGAAAAGGGACAGCACAGGAGAGCAGCUUCUGGAGGGCAAAGAGGAAAGCAGGCCCACUCUGAAUGAGAAGAAUCUUUUCCCUGAAUAUAAUGACUAUGACUGGUGGGAGAAAAAGCAAAUCCUAAGUGCUCUGAACCAUGGACCCAUUGACAAGAGGAGUCUUGGCAAAAUGAACAGAUACGAUAUGAAAAGGCAGUACAACAAGAUGGAUCAACUUGCACAACUUCUGAAUUACAGGAAGAAAUCAGCUGAAUUCCCAGAAUUGUACAAUUCUGAAGAAGACAUGAAAAAACGCCACAUAAUCGGGAAUGACAGAAGAAGUCUGAGCCAGAGGCCUCUGACAGAACAGGAGGAAAAAGAACUGGAAAACCUGGCCACUAUGGAUUUGGAGCUGCAGAAAAUAGCUGAGAAGUUUAAUGACAACAGGAGAGGCUGAAGAUGCUCUGCUUUGGCAUUUCAAAGCUAGGUGUAGCUGUACUCAAAAUACCUGUAUUUUGUGGUAAAUUCACUGCCACUGGAUUGUUGUUUGCCCUAAAACCAGGAAAUACUAUUUACUGUCCACUAUAGUGUAGUGAUUUAUACAGCUGAUAAAUGUCUUUAAUUUGCUAUUAUGCUAUUGAGAUCUGAAUAGCAUGAAUUUUAGUAUUAUAACCUUUCAUGCAAGGCAGGUAUUUUUAAUAUGCUUGUGAAAAUAAUUGUGUUAGUGCUCUUCAGAAAUAUAUUUGUCUGAGUUUGAAAUAAUAAAAACAUUGAUCUUGG
This is a messenger RNA of Haliaeetus leucocephalus (bald eagle), 4296 nucleotides long. It is a transcript of the gene CHGB, whose product is annotated as chromogranin B (secretogranin 1). NCBI's taxonomy places the organism in Eukaryota, Metazoa, Chordata, Aves, Accipitriformes, Accipitridae. Gene Ontology annotation, cellular component: secretory granule. Bases 2024 to 3973 code for a protein of 649 amino acids. The record is from RefSeq and is a predicted model, not a curated record. The transcript has 9 exons.